Messenger RNA from Melanotaenia boesemani (Boeseman's rainbowfish), 2179 nucleotides. RefSeq names its product methyltransferase like 25 (gene mettl25). Lineage: Eukaryota; Metazoa; Chordata; Actinopteri; Atheriniformes; Melanotaeniidae. The coding region runs from base 372 to 2045 and encodes 557 amino acids. The transcript is spliced from 12 exons. The record is from RefSeq and is a predicted model, not a curated record.
CUCUAGAAGGGCCAACACAGAAAUUUUGACUAACAUAUAAAAAGUCUCCUCCUGGGUAUAACUUUUAAAUAAGGCAUAGCACAGAGCUGUUUCAUUUAAAAUUUUAUAAUUUUGUUUUUUUGGCUGCUCAAAGGUCACCCAUGUAUUAUUUUUUUGUGGAUUUACAUUUACUCUUUCCAAGAGCUGCAAAAAUGUUCUGAUUCUCCAGUUUUUCCCUUGUGAAGACCUUCUGCUUGAAAUGAAAGGUUUUUUUUUUUUUUUUUUUAAUAUUUGUUAUGUUAUUACUUUGUGGUUGAACAAAACAAGCUACUAAGGAAUGCCCUACUGUACUAUUUUUGCAAAAUAGCUGCAGAAAUUCUACUUUUUCAAUAAUGACUAAUGUGAUAUGGAAGUUUUAUGAGAAAGCUAUGUUCGUAGGAGUGUUUUCAGAGGCGGGCUUGGGUCUGAAGGACCUUGGAUCAAGUCCGCAGUGUGGCAACAGAGAGCCCCACAGGACCACUUUUGGGUUUUGUAUUGAUUCCAACCGGCUGGUUGAUAUCCAGGAGCUUUUAAAGGCGGCCCGGGCCCACUCUCUUCCCGGCCUUGGAGUCUGCAUGAGCAGAGAUGAGCUACUGCAGGAGCUCAGAGGGAACAAGUUUGAGUCUGGCGCACGGCCAGAUGAGAUCGAUGCAGAGCUGGAGCCAGAUGAAUUUAUGAACUCCAAGAAAUCCCAUGAAGUCCAGUCCAUGUCUGAGGUGGUGGCCUCUUUGACCCAGCACUGCAAAGUCAAACAGGUGGUAGAUGUGGGCUCGGGAAAGGGGUACCUCAGCUCCUUCCUGUCUCUGCAGUACGGCCUUCAAGUCUAUGGCAUCGACUCCUCCAGGACUAACACCCAUGGUGCACAGGAGAGGAACAGGAAGCUAAAGAAGUUCUCCCGGGCAUACCAGAAACAUGCAAAAGCAGCCAGGACCCACCCAGAAUCCUCAAACUCCCCUCAGAAAGAGAUAGUAAAAAUAAAACCUGAGGAUGUUUCAUAUGGUGAUGCAGCAGGAAGUCUGUCACAGGAGGAGAGGUUGUCAAUCAGUCCCUCAGAUGUGGACACAGCAGGGGAAAAGCAGUCAGAGCUUAACCAAGAAAGGGAGGCGCUUUUCCUUAGUGCCCUGUCAGCAGAUGUGAUACAAUUAACACCCCCCAGAGUUCCUCCAAGUCAGCUCAGUGCUGAAGAGAAGGAGAGGAGGAAGAGGGAGAACCUGGAGAGGAAAGCUCAGAGCAGAAGCGAUGGUGCCAGCCCCGUGUUUUCACCUCUCACAUCUUAUGUCACUGCAGAAACCGAGCUGCGAGAGCUCAUCACUGAGCUGGAGAGCGCUGUCAUGGUCGGCCUGCACACGUGUGGAGACUUGGCUCCGAGCACGCUGAGGAUGUUUGUGGCUAAACCAGAACUGGCUGCAGUCUGCAGUGUCGGCUGCUGCUAUCACCUGCUGUCUGAGCUGUUCGACCCGGCUGGACAAGAGUGUUUGCACAGCGUGUGUGGCUUCCCUCUGAGUCAGUACCUCCGCGACCAGUCCUGGUUCUGUGGUAGAAACGCCAGGAUGUCGGCAUGUUUGGCGCUGGAGAGAGUUUCACUUGGCCAGGGGAUUCAGAUGGAGUCUCUGUUCUAUAGAGCAGUCCUUCAUGUUAUUCUGAGGGACCACUACAGCUCCUAUAAAAGUGAAAAGCGAGUUGGGAACGUUUAUUCCAAAGCAAAGUCCUUUGUGGACUAUGUUCGUCGAGCUCUGUGCCGACUGGAACUGGAUGAAUCAAAGCUCUCUGACAGCGACAUCCAGGACUACCACGACACAUACAGAGCGCGUAUGGACGAGAUGCAUGCAUUUAACAUGUUGAAGGUCAGCCUUGCUCCUUGUAUUGAAGGUCUGAUUCUCCUCGAUCGCCUCUGCUACCUGAAAGAACAGGAGGAUGUGUCCUUCUCUGCACUGGUGCAACUUUUUGAUCCCCUGCUGUCGCCCAGAUGUUAUGCAAUCGUCGGACUGAGGAGUGAUGCAAAGAGAAUAACAAGCCGAAGAACUUAAACAUGAAAUACUCUGAGGCAUAGCUAUCAGAUAUCAUCCUGCUGUAUUGUGUUGCAUCAUCACCUUGUUUUUAUCAGAUGUAUAAUUUAGAUAUGUUCAUCCUCCCUCUGUUUAAUAAACACAUUUUUAAUGCA